Leptosia nina is the source of this 555-nucleotide messenger RNA. Lineage: Eukaryota; Metazoa; Arthropoda; Insecta; Lepidoptera; Pieridae. The record is from the annotation of a GenBank genome assembly.
AUGUCUCUCGAACGUCAAGUACGCGCUAAGCUCGCCUCAAAGCGUAACCCUGAACAAGAAAAGGAAUGCCAGGAAUGGAUUGAAUCAGUCCUUGGUGCCAAGUUCCCCCCCAGCGAGGCCUUUGAGGAUGUCCUUAAGGACGGAACCGUCCUUUGUCAACUCAUCAACAAGAUCAAGCCUGGCUCCGUCAACAAAAUCAACACCUCUGGUGGACAAUUCAAAAUGAUGGAGAACAUUACCAACUUCCAGGCCGCCAUCAAAAACUAUGGUGUUCCGGAUAUCGAUGUAUUCCAAACAGUUGACUUAUGGGAAAAGAAGGACAUUGCCCAAGUUGUAAGCACACUGUUUGCUUUGGGACGUGAGACUUACAGACACGCCGAAUGGCAAGGACCCUACCUCGGACCCAAACCUGCCGAUGAAUGCAAGCGCGAUUUCUCCGACGAAGUCCUGAAAGCUGGUCAAACCGUAAUUGGUCUCCAGGCUGGUUCCAACAAAGGCGCCACACAGGCCGGUCAGAACCUCGGUGCUGGUCGCAAGAUCCUCCUCGGAAAGUGA